Scomber japonicus (chub mackerel) is the source of this 1770-nucleotide messenger RNA. RefSeq names its product syntaxin binding protein 1b (gene stxbp1b). Lineage: Eukaryota; Metazoa; Chordata; Actinopteri; Scombriformes; Scombridae. The record is from RefSeq and is a predicted model, not a curated record. Gene Ontology annotation, molecular function: syntaxin binding. Gene Ontology annotation, cellular component: plasma membrane; secretory granule. The transcript is spliced from 18 exons. Bases 1 to 1770 code for a protein of 589 amino acids. Gene Ontology annotation, biological process: vesicle-mediated transport; intracellular protein transport; neurotransmitter secretion.
AUGAACAAUGUCAUCAAGAAGGCGAGAGAAAAAGGAAAAUGGAAGGUGCUGGUGGUUGAUAAACUGAGUAUGAGGAUGAUUUCUUCCUGCUGUAAGAUGACAGACAUCAUGUCAGAGGGAAUCACCAUUGUAGAAGACAUAGGCAAGCGGCGUGAGCCUCUGCCCAGCAUGGAAGCCAUCUACCUGAUAACCCCCUCAGACGAGUCUGUUGAGGGUCUGAUUGAUGACUUCAGAGACCCGCAGUCUCCCAGGUACCGAGCAGCUCACGUCUUCUUCACUGACACAAUCCCAGACUCGUUGUUUGGACUGUUGACCAAAUCCCGCGCUUCCAAAGCCAUGAAGGCCUUGACUGAGAUCCACGUCGCCUUUCUGCCCUAUGAAUCUCAAGUCUUCUCCCUGGAUAGAGUGGAUGCCUUUCAGGACUUCUACAGCCCCUUCAAGGCUGACGUGAAGAACAACAUGCUGGAGUCUUGUGCUGAGCAGAUCGCUACCCUCUGUGCCACUCUCAAAGAGUAUCCUGGAGUCCGAUACAGAGCGGAGUACAAAGACUGUUCGGUUCUGGCCCAAAUGCUUCAGGAGAAGCUGGAUGGUUACAAGGCUGAUGACCCCACCAUGGGAGAGGGUCCAGACAAGUCUCGCACUCAGCUGCUGAUCCUGGACCGCGGGUUUGAUCCAGUGACUCCUCUCCUGCAUGAGCUCACGCUGCAGGCCAUGGCCUACGACCUGCUGGGCAUCGAGAACGACGUGUACAGUUUUGAGACCAGCGGGAUGGGGGAGACGAGGACGAAGGAAGUAUUGCUGGAUGAGGAUGACGACCUGUGGCUGAGUCUGAGACACAAACACAUCGCAGAGGUGUCGACAGCCGUGACUCGCUCUCUGAAAGAAUUCUCUGCCAGCAAAAAGAUGAACACUGGAGAAAAGACCACCAUGAAGGAACUGUCUCAGAUGCUGAAGAAGAUGCCUCAGUAUCAGAAAGAGCUCAGCAAGUACUCAACCCAUCUCCACCUGGCUGAGGACUGUAUGAACCGCUACCAGGGAACUGUGGACAAACUCUGUCGUGUAGAGCAGGAUCUGGCGAUGAGCACAGAUGCAGAGGGAGAGAAGAUCAAGGAUCCAAUGAGACUGAUUGUACCCGUUCUACUGGACACCAACGUCAGCGUGUCUGACAAGAUCCGCAUCAUCCUGCUCUACAUCUUCCUGAAGAAUGGUGUGUCUGAGGAGAACCUGUGUAAGCUGCUUCAGCAUGCCAACAUCCCACCAGAGGACAGUGACAUCAUUUCCAACAUGGCUCACCUGGGUGUGCCCAUUAUCUCUGAGGUCACCGUCAAGAAAGCCAAGAAGCCCGACCGCAAGGAGCGAAUCAGUGAGCAGACCUACCAGCUCUCCAGGUGGACUCCUCUGGUCAAGGAUCUCAUGGAGGACGCCAUUGAGGACAAACUUGACAUCAAGCAGUACCCGUACAUUUCCCAGCGACAAGCUAGUUCCAAAGCCAGCGCUCCAACAAGUGCUCGCUAUGGUAACUGGCACAAGAACAGGGGACCCACGGAGAUGAAGACGGGCCCCAGGAUCAUCGUCUUCAUCAUCGGAGGAGUCACCUACAGCGAGAUGCGCUGUGUGUAUGAGGUCACUCAGGCCAACGGCAAGUGGGAGGCCGUCAUUGGUGGCACCCACAUUCUCACCCCAACUAAGUACCUAAAGGAACUACAGCACCCAGACUUCCUGGACCCCAACGCCCCACCAGAGGGCACUGAGGAGCCACCGGCAGAGUGA